This is a messenger RNA of Eleginops maclovinus (Patagonian blennie), 2244 nucleotides long. RefSeq names its product melanophilin b (gene mlphb). Gene Ontology annotation, biological process: intracellular protein transport. Gene Ontology annotation, cellular component: cortical actin cytoskeleton. Bases 142 to 1932 code for a protein of 596 amino acids. The record is from RefSeq and is a predicted model, not a curated record. The transcript is spliced from 16 exons. Lineage: Eukaryota; Metazoa; Chordata; Actinopteri; Perciformes; Eleginopidae. Gene Ontology annotation, molecular function: small GTPase binding; actin binding; myosin binding.
UUAGCAUUGCUGUCUGCUACUUAGUUUGCCCUCCAGCCAGUGUGCUCUGCCUUCAGAGGAAAUACUGCCUGCAGCUGCUCUCACGGCAAAAAAGCCCAGCACGAGACAGUCUGCCAGCUCACGGGCUCCAGCUUCCCCAUCAUGCCUGGCAACACAACAGGCAAGAAGCUGGAUCUCUCCAAGCUCACAGACGAGGAGGCCAAACAUGUUUGGGACGUCGUCCAACGAGAUUUCGACCUGAGAAAGAAGGAGGAGGACAGACUUGGAGACCUUAAGACAAAGAUUGAAAAAGAGGACACCAAGAGAGAGUUGCUGGGCAACCAGAGCAGUCUGACGGAGUCGCACUGUAUUCGAUGUCUGGAGCCCUUCAAGUUCCUGGUGAACAGCAAGCGUCAGUGUCUGGACUGCCAACUCCACAUCUGCAAGUCCUGCAGUCUCUACAACAAGAAGGAGCACGGCUGGGUGUGUGAUCCCUGCCACAUGGCCAGGGUCCUCAAGAUCGGGACUUUGGAGUGGUACCACGAAAAUGUUCGUGCCCGCUUCAAGCGCUUUGGGAGUGCAAAGGUCAUGCGAUCGCUUUUCAAGAGGUUGAGUGGGGACCACAGUGGCUCUCAGAAUGACCUGGAAGACCCUCAUGGAUAUGAUACACAGAGUAUACCCGAGGUCCACACAGAUGGAUAUGAGGAGCACAGUAUGGACGCAACAGAAUCACCGCGCUACAAGGGGAUGAAAAAGGUCAAAAGGCGUCUUACUGUCGAUCCGUUUGAUUUCGAACUGGGCCUUGACUGCUUCAUCGAGUCCAGAGGACGGCCACAUCAGGCCCCAGUCUCCCAGGACAUGAUGGAUGGGGGUGAGAGGGAGUCCAUGCUUGCUGAGGCAGACAUGGUGUCUGUUUUCCACCAGAUUUUGGAUGAGAAACGCAAAGGUCUGGACCUGAGGAUGGCUCCACAGCAAGAUGACCUUGGGUACCUGGAGAACCAAACUAUUCCAUCUCGCUCGAUGUCCCGGCUCAGCUACUCCUCGUGUGGCAGUGGAAGUGCUUGGGGUCCCCAGGGCAGCAGCAGCUAUCUGCCCGGCCCUGAAGACUCAGAGGAGGACGACCAGCUCUACCCCCUUUACCAGUCCCAUCUGGGCCCCUGCAGCCACACCUCCCAGGAGAGCCUGAACACACCAAACCCUCCACCACAGAUCACUGACCUUAACAGACGUGUGUCAGCCAUUGAGAACCUCUUAAACCACCUAGAGCAGAAGGUCACCUCAGCAUAUGAUGAGACGAGUGAGGCUCCUCAGACCCCCAACAGCACCUCUCCUCUCCCUCAGUGUGAGGACGUGGACCUGGAGGAGCAGCAGCUGAGGCAGAAGCUGCACCAGAUGACGGACAACAUCAGCGACCACAGCCUGACCUCCGACGAGGACGAGCCCAGCAGACCACUUUCCUCCCAGGAGAUCCCAGCAUGGAGGAGCCACGACGUGGACGCCAAGCCCACCAGAAUACCUACCAGACCCCCGUCCAGAAGCAGUAUCAUCCUCUGCAGACUGGAGGAGGAGCAGCCUCAGCUCAGCGACUCUCAGACGACCCCCCUCAUAGAGAAUGGGUCCAAGGCGGGCUUUAGAGGCUCCGCGGCCUUACUGGUUGAGCUGGAGGACAAGGUAGCCCAGGCAGCUGCCAACGUGCAGAGUGCUCAGAGUGAGGUCUCAUACAUAGAGAACAGGAUCGCUGCCCUGAACGCUGCCGGCAUGCCCGUGGAUAAAAGAAAACGGUCUGCUAUCCCGGUCCAAGCAAGAAGACUCUCCCACCACGUUCCCACAAGCCAGGUGGACAGGUUUGUGAGGAACUCCCUCUACAGGGGCUCCCUGACUCAGAGGAACCCGGUGGCUAAGCCCCAAACCAAGGCUACCUGUGCGAAACCAGUAAUGAAGCAGGCACCCUGAGGAGGAGGCUGAGCAUCAUGUGACCGCAUGCUUCUGGGAGCCGAGAGCCAAUUUGUACAUUUCAAAUCUUUCCUUGUGAUAUUGUUGUUUUAUCUCACUGCGAUAGAUUCAUAUCCUAUUUAUAGUAAACUGUCAGUAUGUGCUCAUCUUGGGCUGUACUUUGAUUUGUAUGCACAUUAAUGCAUUCAAAUUGGCAAAUUUAAUCUCAAAUCUAGAUAUAAAGUUAUAUGUUUACAUAAAAGCAUACACAAAUACAUUUAUAUAUAUAUAUAUAUAUAUAUAUAUAUAUAUAUAUAUAUAAAGUAUUAUAAU